AUGGAUCGGAUGAUCUACGUUCCCGGCCCUCAGGCCAAGGAGCAAAUUUUUCAGGCCCAGGGCCACAUGUUCUUCUCGCGUCAGACGGCGCUCGACUUUGCCGACGAGUUCGUCCGCAAGGCGCCCGGCGGCUGCACCGGUCCUCAUCUGCCGCAGCUCUACGAGAGGAUGCGGACGUGCCUGGGCGAAGGCGAGCAGGUCGACAUCUGGUUCGGCCUCUGCAGGCCAGACACGACGGCCGGCCAGGAGGAGUUGUCGUCGGGCGAGCUCGUCGGGCACACCUGGGCCCUGCACCGGACGGCCGACGGCGAGGAAAAGCAUCUCUGGGAGGUCGGUCGAGGCACGCCGGCCAUGGGCGAGGCCUUUGCCGCCCGAGCGUUCAACGCCUACCGCGAGGCCAUGGCUCGCUUCCUCGGCAAGGGCCCGCCGCCGGCCGUGCUCGUGGACCAGACGGGAAUGGCGGCGGAGAGGCCGAGGGAGUUUAAGAGGAAGCCCAUCAUCUCGCGGGCGCUGUCGCCGUCGAACCUCUACCACGCGUCGGGCCGCAUGUGGUACUUUGUCGAGCUCGCACCGCCGCCGACGACGGUGGACGAGCCGGUCGUGCUGUCGCGGCCGAUGCGAUCCUUUGACGCGCUCGCGCUCUCGGCCCUCGCGGCGCUCGCCUGGGGGGAGCCGCCGCUCGUCUUUGGCAUCAGCAGCACGACCGACAUGCUGGGGAAGCUUCCGACGGGGUUCGUGAGGACGACGUACGAGGCCGACGAGACGGUCAAGCGACGGGACGGCGAGAUUCUGCUCGUCAUCUGA
This is a messenger RNA of Drechmeria coniospora, 804 nucleotides long. RefSeq lists its product as uncharacterized. NCBI's taxonomy places the organism in Eukaryota, Fungi, Ascomycota, Sordariomycetes, Hypocreales, Ophiocordycipitaceae. The record is from RefSeq and is a predicted model, not a curated record. The transcript has a single exon. The coding region runs from base 1 to 804 and encodes 267 amino acids.